Strongylus vulgaris is the source of this 1203-nucleotide messenger RNA. Lineage: Eukaryota; Metazoa; Nematoda; Chromadorea; Rhabditida; Strongylidae. The record is from the annotation of a GenBank genome assembly.
GGCGAAGAUGAAGAAACCAUGUAUGGACGACUACUAGAUGUUCUCGUGCGUGAUAUAAAACUUUUGACCUACAAUAAUGCUGCUUUAGUCGACGAAGUUUCUAGACUGAACUACGCUAUCCUUAUUGCGUCAGAAGAACGGAAGCGAUCAUGUCAUCAUGAUAGGAAUCGCAUACGAAGAUUGCAAACCGCCAAUAAACGGAAGUCGGAUGCUCAAAAGCGCCAACAAGAACAGUUGACUUUAGCAGAAACGCAGGAAAAUAUCGCUCAGAUCAAGGCAAAAAUGGCAAAAACUAUUGCUAGCCCUCAGAAGUUCGAUUAUCAGCUUUUCCUCAUCAACAGGGAGGGAAAUGAGGGUCCUACGAAACGCAUACGAUGUGAUUCCGAGCGGACGGAGUUUAGCGAAAAUGCGACUGCUUCUAAAGAGUGCAGUGCUCCUUCAAGUGUGGAAAAACCCUUGUCUUUGCGUCAUUCGGUGUUGUCUAGCGACGCUGAAGAGCUAGUGGAUGAGCAGAAUCGCCGACGACGUGGAAGCCGGCCGGUUCCAAUUCCUCAUGAAAGCACAGCUGAGGCUAGCGGUUCAAUAUCCGACGUGGAUGUGAAGGCAGCGUCUGUUAACUGUAGCGGAGACACGAUGAAUGAAAGUUCCGAGAAUAACACAGAGGGCGUAAAACACGUUGAAGAAGCUGCUUCUCUUCCAGCAGAUCCAUCGAAAGAUGACGAUCCACAGUCUUGGCGUCGGCGAUCAGGGCGCCCACCUGCACGUGCCGCUAGCGCUGCAGCACAAACGCUCCUGGCGGCAGAGCUGGCUGCUAACGAGGAGGUUUCCACAUAUUCUCCCAAAAAAGCGAGUCGUUCGCGCUCUAACACAAAUGAGUCGCCUUCUGCUCGCGCACAGAAGUCAAAACGUAGCAUUGUGUCCAUCAGCGCUUCGGGACUGGAACUAGGUUCUGGCGAAUCCAUGACGUAUCCUACCAAUAAAGAAUUAGCAGUUGAUGUUCGUAAUGAAUCUGGUACUUUGGGGAGCUCUGAGCUGGAUCCUAAAGAUGAUGCUCCUGAUGAAGAUAUGGCACUAAGCGAUGCACUAGGAAGCGAGGACUCGAGAGGAUCGCAGCGACUGCGGCCUAUGAGAAGGACUACGAGAACGGUGUGUCGAAAAUUUGCUUUUCUGCAUCUCAGACUUUUUCCCAUGGAGUUCCCUUAA